UACGUGGUUCGAGAGGAUUAGCAUCAUGGUGAUCCUGCUCAACUGUGUGACACUGGGCAUGUACCAGCCCUGUGAGAACAUCGACUGCACCUCGGACCGCUGCCAGAUACUGCAGGCCUUUGAUGCAUUCAUCUACAUCUUCUUUGCAUUGGAGAUGGUGGUAAAGAUGGUGGCUCUAGGGAUCUUUGGCCGUCGUUGUUACCUGGGAGACACCUGGAACAGGCUGGACUUCUUUAUCGUCAUGGCUGGGAUGGUAGAGUACUCACUGGACCUGCAGAACAUCAACCUGUCGGCCAUUCGGACAGUGCGGGUCCUUCGGCCACUCAAAGCCAUCAACAGAGUGCCAAGUAUGCGUAUCCUGGUGAACCUGCUGCUAGACACUCUACCCAUGCUAGGCAAUGUGCUGCUGCUCUGCUUCUUCGUAUUCUUCAUCUUUGGCAUCAUCGGCGUGCAGCUGUGGGCGGGGCUACUGAGGAAUCGCUGCUACCUGGAGGAGAACUUCAACCUCUCUUCAGGUAUGACCCUGCCUGCUCCAUAUUACCAGCCUGAGGAGAAUGAUGAACGCCCCUUCAUUUGCUCCCUGGCAUCUGAUAAUGGCAUCAUGUCAUGUGCUGAUGUGCCGGCGAGGCGCGAAGGAGGACGCACAUGCUGCCUGGACAGGGAGGACGCGCUCCACAGACAGGCUCUGGGCUUGAGUCCUGAGCCACUGGCUAACGGUAGUGGUGCCGGUGAAGCAGUGGGUCUUUGCAUCAACUGGAACCAGUAUUACACUCGAUGCCACACAGGAAGUGGAAACCCCCACAAAGGUGCCAUCAACUUUGACAACAUUGUCUACGCCUGGAUCGUAAUCUUUCAGGUGAUCACUCUGGAGGGCUGGGUGGAGAUCAUGUAUUAUGUAAUGGAUGCCCAUUCCUUCUACAACUUCAUCUACUUCAUUUUACUCAUCAUUAUUGGUUCAUUCUUCAUGAUCAACCUGUGCCUGGUGGUUAUUGCCACCCAGUUCUCCGAGACCAAACAGCGGGAACACCAGCUGAUGCAGGAGCAAAGGGCGCAGUGCCUGUCCUCCUCCACCCUGGCCAGCAUGGCUGAGCCUGGAGAUUGCUAUGAGGAGCUAUUCCAGCUGGUUUGCCAUGUCCUUCGCAAGGCCAAGAGGAGGUCAGCAGCUCUCUACUAUACUCUGAGGGGCAAACCCCCACCACCUGGGGGAGGCAGGGGUUACAGGCGUGGUGGAGGGAAUGUGAACGGAGAGCGGCAUCAUUGCAGGCAUCCAAAAACAUCCCACUGUCCGCACCAGAGCAAGCAAGACCACAGCUCUCAGCCACUAGCCAACUCCAUCAGUCUGCCUGUCCCUCAGAACCCUGAGGACUGCCCUAUAUGUGCACUAUCACUGAAAGAGGGUGCGAGGGCUGUGGGAGACUCUGCCAACAGGGAGGAAGAUAAUGAGGAUGCGGUGAAAGAGACGGGCAAGGAGGAGAACCAUCUAGAGGAGAGGGGAGAUGGAGAGAAGAAGAGGAAGAGGACAUGCUUUGGACAUUGUAAAGACAUUUGGAAUGAUAUGAGGAGGAAACUUUGGGGCAUUGUAGAGAGCAAGUACUUCAGCAGGGGCAUUAUGAUCGCUAUUCUCAUCAAUACCAUCAGUAUGGGCAUUGAGCAUCAUAACCAGCCCGAAGAGCUGACCAAUGUCCUGGAGAUCUGCAACAUUGUGUUCACCAGCAUGUUCACCUUGGAGAUGGUCCUCAAGCUGACUGCUUUUGGCUUCUUUGAGUACCUGAGGAACCCCUACAACAUCUUUGAUGGAAUAAUUGUCAUCAUCAGUGUGUGUGAGAUCAUCGGCCAGGCAGACGGCGGCCUGUCAGUGCUGAGGACCUUCAGGCUGCUGAGGGUCAUUAAGCUGGUGAGGUUCAUGCCUGCGCUGAGGCGGCAGCUGGUGGUCCUGAUGAAGACUAUGGACAACGUGGCCACUUUCUGUAUGCUGCUUAUGCUCUUCAUCUUUAUCUUCAGUAUCCUGGGAAUGCACAUCUUUGGUUGUAAGUUCAGUCUGAAGACAGAGGCAGGAGACACAGUCCCUGACAGGAAGAACUUUGACUCCUUGCUCUGGGCCAUUGUGACGGUCUUUCAGAUUCUGACGCAGGAGGACUGGAACAUGGUGCUGUACAAUGGGAUGGCAUCCACCUCGCCCUUUGCUGCUCUCUACUUUGUAGCUCUUAUGACAUUUGGAAACUAUGUGCUCUUCAAUUUACUGGUGGCCAUCUUGGUUGAGGGUUUCCAGGCUGAGGGUGAUGCAAACCGCUCUUACUCGGACGAUGACAGGUCUUCCUGUAAUUUUGAGGAGAAUGAUAAGCAGAAGGACUCUCUGCAUCUCUCAGACCCAAAGAUCUGUGCAUUAACCCCUAAUGGGCACCUGGACUUGUCCCCACUGCCCCAUGGACUGUUUCCAGGAGAAAGGUUGACCUUUGCUCUUGGUUCCAGGAGGAGCAGUGUUAUUUCUCUUGGCAGGGCCAACUUGGAGCAGAGGGCUAUGUAUCCAGGUCGAAGUUACCACAACUGGGGUCGCCCUCUGCCUACCCAGCCUCAGGCCUUGUGGGCCCGUCGUUCCAGCUGGAACAGCCUGGGGGGAUGCCGCCCCUGCGCCUCCUCUUCUCCCUCCGCUAGUCCAGCCUUCACCCCCACCUCUGCAAGGCCCUUCUAUGGCUAUGGCCUGGGGGGCCUUGGCGGAGUAGUCGGAGGAAGCCUUCGUAUUCGGGGUCCCCGUGCCUCUUCAUCCCCACACCGCCACCACCAUCUUGUCCACCCGGAUGAGGAGGAGUCUCUCCUCUCUGCUCCCGCUGUUGCUCCACGCUCUCUUCACCUUCCCCACCCUAUGCUCCCAGGCCACUUUGUACCCAGAAGGGACCGCAGAGCUCUAUCACUAGAGCUGCCCCACCUACUGCAGGUCCCAGGACCCCCGCACCCUCCACUGCCACCACACCACCCGCUGCCCUCUAUUACCCUCCAUGCUCAUCACAGGAAGAAGAGCUUCUCUGGGGGGAUGGUAAUUAGUGGUGGAGAUGGUGGCGGUGGGCUUGACGGUCUGGGUGGCUUAGGAGGGGUACACCAAGACUGUAAUGGGAAAACUCCUCUGUCUCAGCAUCACCAUUCCCAUCAUAGACACCACACUGAGCACUCUGGAGGGGCAAACCCCCAGAGCCAACUGAUGGCCGACGUCUUCCCCCAGGUUAACACACGCAGCAAGGACCGGGAGGACCUGGACGAUGACAUUGAAUAUAGCUUGUGCUUCCGCAUCCAGAAGAUGUUAGAAGCGUACAAACCAGACUGGUGUGAGAGCAGAGAAGACUGGUCCGUCUUCCUAUUCUCCCCACAGAACAAGUUCAGACAGAUAUGCCAGUCCAUCAUAGCCCAUAAGCUGUUUGACUAUGUGGUGUUGGCCUUCAUCUUCUCCAACUGCAUUACAGUAGCUCUGGAGAGGCCCAAGAUACUACAGGGCAGCUUGGAAAGAGUCUUUCUCACCAUCUCCAACUACAUCUUUACUGCCAUCUUUGUGAGCGAGAUGACACUCAAGGUGGUUUCCAUGGGUUUGUAUGUGGGUGAGCAGGCUUAUCUGCGGAGCAGCUGGAACAUUCUGGAUGGCUUCUUGGUUUUUGUGUCUUUGAUUGACAUUGUCGUGUCCAUGGCGGGUGGGGCCAAGAUCCUUGGUGUGCUUCGAGUCCUCAGGCUGCUCAGAACAUUGCGUCCCCUCAGGGUGAUUAGCAGAGCUCCGGGUCUAAAGCUGGUAGUGGAGACACUCAUCACCUCCCUCAAACCCAUUGGCAACAUUGUUCUCAUCUGUUGUGCAUUCUUUAUCAUCUUUGGAAUUCUUGGGGUCCAGCUGUUUAAAGGCAAGUUCUUCUACUGCUUCGGCCCUGAUGUGAAAAACAUCACCAACAAGUCGGAUUGCCUGCAAGCCAGCUACAAAUGGGUCCACCAUAAGUACAACUUUGACAACCUGGGACAGGCUCUGAUGUCUCUGUUUGUGCUCGCCUCUAAGGACGGCUGGGUCAACAUUAUGUAUCAUGGCCUGGAUGCUGUGGCUGUGGACCAACAGCCGGUGACCAACAACAACCCGUGGAUGCUGCUGUAUUUCAUCUCCUUCCUCCUCAUCGUCAGCUUCUUCGUCCUCAACAUGUUUGUUGGUGUUGUGGUGGAGAACUUCCACAAGUGCCGCCAGCAUCAGGAAGUGGAGGAGGCCAAAAGGCGCGAGGAGAAGCGUCAGCGGCGCAUGGAAAAGAAGAGGAGAAAAGCCCAGAAGCUGCCCUACUUUGCCAGCUAUGGCAACAUACGCCUGAUGAUCCACACACUGUGCACAAACCACUACCUGGACCUCAUCAUCACCUUCAUCAUCUGCAUCAAUGUCAUCACCAUGUCCUUAGAGCACUUCAAUCAACCUCAUCAAAGACACAGGGAUACCAGACGGGUCCACCACCAUGAAACUUCCUGUUGUAGCAUGUGUUGGAGUAACAGCAAUCCAUACAAAGGAGCUGUGAUUGCACUGCUGAUUUGAUGCAUGCUGCUGUCAGAGUGGUGUUAGCUGUACGGUACAUGUAUCUCUCCAUUCAUGUGUAAUGAAUGGAGGUUCAAAUACUUGAUAGCGUCUUUUUUUUUCUGAGGGCGAGGACAAGUGAUUAUCCUUGAGAUUAGAUGCCCAUUUGACCUUUAAAAUGGAGCAAGCUUUCUCAAACUGACCGUGCAUUAGAUAAAUAUCACAGGUUUUGUCGGAUGUUUGUGUUGACAUUUGGCAGCCUUCCACUUGUUAGAAGCUACAGCUCUAUUUAUGAAAGGAGAAAACAGCCAAGCAAAAUAAUCUGCAGGUACAGGAAGCUGGAUUGUUAAUGUUCAAGUUAAUGUUAAGACGAUUAAAACAUGCUUGCCUUUAGAAUAUUUGAAUACUCUGCAAAUACACCUUAGCUUAAAAUUGUGUGUUAGUUAGGGGACAUAAUGUGUUAGUGUUUGUGGUUCUAAAAUUAUAAGUAUAUGCCCUGUUUUUGCUUCUGGCAUGCUUGAUUUUACUCCACAAACAACUGGAAGUAUUCCAGUUUUACGGUUUCCCCCUGCUGCUGAAACUCAACCCUAUCCCAUUACACACACACAAACACUUACACACACACACACACACACACACACACACAC
Molecule: messenger RNA, 5163 nt
Organism: Etheostoma spectabile (orangethroat darter)
Lineage: Eukaryota; Metazoa; Chordata; Actinopteri; Perciformes; Percidae
Gene: cacna1ia
Product: calcium voltage-gated channel subunit alpha1 Ia
Exons: 25
Coding region: 26-4537 (1503 amino acids)
Biological process (GO): positive regulation of calcium ion-dependent exocytosis; calcium ion import; membrane depolarization during action potential
Cellular component (GO): neuron projection; plasma membrane; voltage-gated sodium channel complex
Molecular function (GO): low voltage-gated calcium channel activity; voltage-gated sodium channel activity
Source: RefSeq, a predicted model, not a curated record